Molecule: messenger RNA, 602 nt
Organism: Lathyrus oleraceus (garden pea)
Lineage: Eukaryota; Viridiplantae; Streptophyta; Magnoliopsida; Fabales; Fabaceae
Exons: 2
Coding region: 150-398 (82 amino acids)
Source: RefSeq, a predicted model, not a curated record
AUUAUGGGCCAUCUUAUACAGAAGCUUGUAGCCCAUGAGCCCAAACCAAAUCCAGGUCAACAGCGUGAUCUUCCUGUGAAUACGACGCCGUAUCAUCCGAAACAUUAUGGAUUUGGUUUCUGCGAAUAUUGCGUGUGUGAAGUGAAGGGAUGAAGCUAUCUUUUGCAGGGUUUCGAAGUUCGUUGCCCUUUUCUGGGCUAGUUAGGCAGCUUGAAAAAGAUGUAGAAACUGUUAUUAAGGUGUUACAGCCUGGACCUUUAGGAAUCGCCGAGCAUAAGUUUUCUACCGACGAGAUUCGUAGUGCUAAUGCUACGGUCGCUAAAGCAGUAGCUAAUUGGCGAAGAAAUGCAAUCCUUGAGGACAAUAAUCAUAUUUUGAAAGACUAUAUUCAAAAGUGAAGGUUAGAAAUUAUAACAUUUUGAUCUUCUAUGACGAAUAUAGUUCUGCCCUCAAAUUGUCAAAAUUGCCUUGUCUAAUAAUUUGUGAUGAGAUGCAGUUCUUGUUGAGAUGUGUGAUCAUCUAGAUGUUUAAUGUUGUAAAUGUUGGUUAUUGAUGAUAAUUUUGUUGAACAUAAGGUAAUAAAUAAUAAUAGCUAUGUUUAC